This is a messenger RNA of Medicago truncatula (barrel medic), 1221 nucleotides long. RefSeq names its product tetraspanin-2. Lineage: Eukaryota; Viridiplantae; Streptophyta; Magnoliopsida; Fabales; Fabaceae. Gene Ontology annotation, cellular component: membrane. The transcript has 2 exons. The record is from RefSeq and is a predicted model, not a curated record. Bases 128 to 937 code for a protein of 269 amino acids. Gene Ontology annotation, biological process: auxin-activated signaling pathway.
ACGGAAGUCCAUGAGCAACGUGCCCAUGGUCCCUUUCCUCUCAAUCUAUCUACACUCUGCUCAAAUUCAGCACUUUCACCAAAACUCAAAUAUAGCAAAACAAAGGCAGUGGUAACUGAUACCUGUGAUGGGUGUAAGCAACAAUAUAACCGCAGUUCUAAACAUCAUAGCAAUAUUAGCCUCAAUACCAAUCAUAGCUUCCGGAAUUUGGCUAGCUUCAAAACCAGACAACGAAUGCAUAGCCAAUUUCCGAUGGCCCAUUGUCAUAAUCGGCAUCCUUGUCUUCCUCGUUGCUUUAACUGGUUUUAUAGGUGCUUAUUAUAACAAAGAAGGUCUCUUAGCACUUUACCUUUUUGCUAUGGCACUUUUAAUCGCUCUUCUACUCAUCAUCCUCGUUUUCGCCUUCGUUGUUACUAGACCUGAUGGAAGCUAUGUUGUUCCUGAUAGAGGGUACAAAGAGUUUAGGUUAGAUGGGUUUUCUUCUUGGUUGAGGCACCGUGUUACUGGUUCUGGGAGUUGGCGGAAGAUUAUGCCGUGUUUGGCUGCUUCUGAUGUUUGUAUUAAACUCACCCAGAAUUAUAUCACUGCUGAUCAAUUCUUUAACUCUCAUAUCUCUCCCUUACAGUCGGGAUGUUGCAAACCUCCAACUGUUUGUGGAUACAGUUAUGUGAGUCCCAUAAUGUGGACAAACCCUGUGAAUCCCAUGGCUGAUUCCGAUUGCAACUUGUGGAACAAUGAUCAGAACCAGCUAUGCUACAAUUGUAAUGCUUGUAAGGCUGGUCUACUUGGGAACCUAAGAAAAGAAUGGAGGAAAGCAAAUAUUAUUCUCAUCGUUGCUGUAGUUGUUCUUAUAUGGGUUUAUGUCAUUGCUUGCAGUGCUUUUAAGAAUGCUCAAACAGAAGACCUCUUCACCCGUUACAAACAGGGUUGGGUAUGAAUUUUAUCAUCUUUCCUCACAAUCUACGUAGCACUGAGAAUUUAGGUAAAAGACAUGUUCGACACUCUACGCUGCCUGAUAUACACACGACACAAACACUUGCUGGUUAUAACCUAUCACUUUUUUCCUUUUAAAAUCACUACUAAUGUUUAUGUGCCAAUAUCAGUGUUGUGUGCUGCUGCUAUGUCUCACAGCUCACGAGUCACAAGUUUCAAAUUUUUUAACGUUAGUCUUUCUGUCUUUUGGUUCUCAAUAUUUUUUCCACGCUCAUGUUGACAAAAAAA